This is a messenger RNA of Rhodofomes roseus, 1925 nucleotides long. RefSeq lists its product as uncharacterized. Lineage: Eukaryota; Fungi; Basidiomycota; Agaricomycetes; Polyporales; Fomitopsidaceae. The record is from RefSeq and is a predicted model, not a curated record. Bases 207 to 1808 code for a protein of 533 amino acids. The transcript is spliced from 3 exons.
GAUGAUUCGCGCAUAAUUGAAGUCGCGCAUGGCGGCGGUCAGGCCAAGCCAAGCUGAAGCGCUGGUGCGCGUCGCCCCGCCGGCCCGCAGGCUCCCCGCCGACAUCCACAUCCACAUCCACAUCCACUUCACAUAGCAACCGAGUUGCAACCGAGCAACAGUACUUAGAGUGCACCUUCAUACAGGAGACUCACGAACGUAAGAGCAUGGCAGAGCAGGCAGCCACCGCAGCCUCGUCAGUGGACAGUGCAAACGCGUCCAGAGCUGUCAGUGUCGAUACCGCCGACAGCUUGCCCGAGAACAGCAGCAUCAGGAGCGACCGGAAGCCUUGUGCAACCGUCCUUGAUCUUCCGGCCGAUGUCCUCCUCCUCAUCUUCAACGAUGUGUUCAAGGCUGCAGGGCCUCCACGGAGACGGCAAGACGUUGAAAACUCCUACGGCAUCACGCUAGCUCCUUGGUUGUCAUCUGAUGACCCGAAUCCUCAGCACCCAUCUCCGGAAUGUCUCGCCUCCGUCUCACCCGCGUGGCGAGAAGCCAUGUCGAACUCAUCGCACUUCUGGACGCGUUUCGUGAUCUGGGUCGGCAGGGACCCUACUCCGCUCUCCAGGAUACACCAGCACCUUGCGUGGUCCCGAAAUCAUCCCCUCGAGAUAUACAUUGUGCGCCGGUUCGAUCCAUCUAUGGAGGACCCUACGGAGAAGGCCCAGGUGAACGCCGCCAUUGAGGCGCUCCUACCCUCUGUCAAACGGUGGAGGGUCUUAUGCAUGAAGCUCCUGCACUCCAGCUCGCUUCCGCUUCCCCAUAUCGACCUCGUAGGAUGCGCAGAGCAGCUCAAAACACUCAUUCUCGACUUCGUAGUCGAUGACUCGAUCAACAGCACCGAAGGAACGGCACCGCUCACUGGCGAGUUCUACACCCCUGUCAUGGAACAACUUUCCAUUGGUGGAGUCGCCUUCAACAACUCGUACAAGAGAUUUCUCCCUCUGUUCGCGAUGCCACCCAAAAUCAUCAUCCUCAGUAUUACCGACUACGACUCGCGCAACGCAGUCUUUUCGCUCGCCGACCUCCUUACCUGUUUCAGAAGCUGCCCUGAUUUAUCUAGGCUUCAGCUCAACAAUCUACAUCUUGACUGCUCCUAUGGCGGGCCGCCCAUCUAUACGUCUAAGCCGCCAUUUUGGCAGGGCAAUGUCGAUUUCAUCGACAUGGAUGGCGCCGUGAUCGCGGAGUACGGCCGGCUCCUCGGGUACCCCGUCGUCGACUACACAUCGUACACGCGGUGCACAGCCCCCUCGCCCGCAGGCGCAGCGCUCGUGGAGGCUCACCACAUAACGAUGGUGGAGAUUGACACCCCGGCAGCGCUCAUCCACUUUUUUGCGGCGGACCCGCAAGACCUGCACUGCGGCGACGCGUGGUUCACUAAUUGCGACGGCCUCACCGCAGACGUGCUGCGCAAGCUCGCUCAGCCUAUCCCCGCACAAUCCGAGGUGGAGGUGGACGACGACGACUGGCUAUGCCCCAUCCUCCAAGGUCUCACGAUCGAAGGGUGCAAAAACUUCCGCAGCUCGGACCUGCGCGCGAUGCUCGAGGCGCGGCGUGUAUGUCAUGAGGCUACGGGCUUCGCGCUCAAUGGCGACCAGGAGUUCGUGGUGUCGUCGGUGAGCUACUUGGAAGUUCGCGGCUGCUGCGAGCUCGAGCCUGGAGACAAGGAGUGGCUGCAUGCGAAUGUCAGUACUGUCGUCUGGGAUGGAUGGGUUGGAGGAACUGAGCAUAGUCUACAAGUAUUGCCCAUUCAGGCUGGGAGCACAUAGAAUAUAAAUCCACGCGCACAUAUCAAAGGACUUUCAUUCAUAUUCAGGAUACCUUUUCCCGGUCGGUGCUGUUUACCUCGCUUGAAUGAGUUCGACCAGGGUGCUAGCAUUUACUUA